Molecule: messenger RNA, 3096 nt
Organism: Pseudomyrmex gracilis
Lineage: Eukaryota; Metazoa; Arthropoda; Insecta; Hymenoptera; Formicidae
Gene: Ddx1
Product: ATP-dependent RNA helicase Ddx1
Exons: 13
Coding region: 233-2425 (730 amino acids)
Molecular function (GO): ATP binding; RNA helicase activity; nucleic acid binding
Source: RefSeq, a predicted model, not a curated record
CGUAUUGCAUGCGUAUACAUGUAUAUAGAGCUUUUGCCCGCAAUUAAAAAAGAUGGAAAGAGGAAAUGAUUCCACUUGCUGCGCUCAGCGGAAUUGGAGAAAACACCGCAAAACACCGGAAAGUUUGAUUCUUAACUAAAAACCACAGUCCACCGGCGGAAAUACGACUUCUUGGUGGAGAUUUUUACACAGCGCGUAUUUAUAUUCACGUGUCAAAAACAAAUAGGAAAAAAUGACCGCUUUUGAAGAAAUGGGCGUUUUGCCAGAAAUAGCACAGGCGGUUGACGAGUUAGAUUGGACAUUGCCAACAGAUGUUCAAGCCGAAGCUGUUCCGUUAAUUUUGGGUGGUGGAGAUGUGCUCAUGGCAGCGGAAACUGGCAGCGGCAAGACGGGUGCUUUCUGUUUGCCCAUUUUGCAAAUAGUCUGGGAAACUCUCAAGGAUUUGGAAUCUGGGAAAGGUGGAGGAGGUGCUGCACAAGUUCAACAACCUGCGCAUUGGGGACUGAGUUUGUUCGACAGAGGACGAGCUUUGGCAGUGACGCCAGAUGGUCUGAGAUGUCAGAGCAGGGAGCAGAAGGAGUGGCACGGUUGUCGCGCAAAUAAGGGAGUUUCGGGAAGCGGCAAAUAUUUCUUUGAGGCCCAUGUCACCGAUGAGGGCUUGUGCCGAGUGGGCUGGUCUACAUCUCAGGCCUCCCUAGAUUUAGGAACGGAUAAAUUCGGUUACGGAUUCGGCGGCACAGGAAAGAAAUCAAACGCAAAACAGUUCGAUACUUACGGAGAACCUUUCGGGAUGCACGAUGUGAUCGGAUGUUUUCUUGAUCUGGUGAAGGGUGAGAUAAGAUUCAGCAAGAACGGCGCGGAUCUGGGGGUCGCGUUCACAUUAAACGCCCAGCAAAAGUCGCAGAUUUAUUAUCCGGCGGUCGUGUUGAAAAAUGCCGAGAUGGCAUUCAAUUUUGGAGCGCAACCGUUCAAACAUGCGCCUCCGAACGACUACGUAGCCGUGUCGUCAGUUUCCAAAGAGUCCGUUAAACACAAUCCCGUUAACAGCAGUCAAAAUCAAACGCACGAGAGCGGCAAACCGAAAAAUAACGCGCCCCAAGCCAUUAUCAUAGAGCCUUCUCGGGAAUUAGCUGAACAAACCUACAAUCAAAUUCAAAAGUUUAAAACGCACUUGAAGGAUCCGGUAGUCAGAGAAUUACUCGUGAUCGGCGGAGUAAACGUGAAGGAACAGAUCGCGACCUUGAAUACCGGUGUGGAUAUAGUAGUCGGGACUCCCGGUCGGCUGGAAGAUCUUAUACAAGGCGGUUAUUUGUUGUUAACACAUUGCAGAUUUUUUGUGUUGGACGAAGCUGACGGGCUAUUGAAGCAGGGUUACACCGAACUGAUCGAUCGCUUGCACAGACAGAUUCCGAAAAUUACGUCGGAUGGCAAGAGAUUGCAAAUGAUCGUAUGCUCGGCGACGUUGCACGCGUUCGAAGUCAAGAAAAUGGCUGAACGUUUGAUGCAUUUCCCAACUUGGGUAGAUCUGAAGGGCGAAGACGCGGUACCCGAGACGGUGCAUCACGUUGUCGUGACGGUGGAUCCGCAGAAGGACAAGUCGUGGCACAACUUAAGGAAUCACGUGGAGACCGACGGCGUGCACGCGAGAGACAACGUGAGACCGGGCAACAACACCGCCGAAACGUUAUCCGAGGCGGUAAAGAUACUGAAGGGUGAGUAUUGCAUCCGCGCCAUCAAAGAGCACAAGAUGGACCGGGCGUUGAUAUUCUGUCGAACGAAGCUCGAUUGCGACAAUCUCGAGAGAUAUCUGAAGCAGUCGGGUGGACAGCAGUUCUCGUGCGUGUGCCUGCACGGCGACAGAAAACCCGCGGAGCGCAAGGCCAAUCUGGAAAAGUUCAAGCGUCAGGAGGUGAAGUUUCUCAUUUGCACCGACGUCGCGGCCCGAGGAUUGGAUAUCACCGGUUUGCCGUUCAUGAUAAACGUAACCCUGCCCGACGAAAAAUCCAAUUACGUACAUCGCAUCGGAAGAGUCGGCAGAGCUGAGAGAAUGGGACUCGCUAUUUCUCUGGUCAGUAGCGUGCCGGAGAAAGUGUGGUAUCACGGCGAGUGGUGUCCCACUCGCGGAAGAAACUGCAACAACACCAACUUAACCAACCAAGGCGGUUGUUGCACGUGGUACAACGAGCCUCUGUACCUGGCGGAAAUCGAAGAUCACUUGAACGUGACGAUUCAGCAAGUCGGACCGGACAUAAAGGUGCCGCUAAACGAAUUCGAUGGGAAAGUUACGUACGGCGAGAAGAGAGCGGCAAUGGGUUCCAAUUACGAAAAUCACGUGCAACAAAUGGCUCCGAUUGUGGCCGAACUGGCGGCGCUGGAAUCCAGAGCUCAGAUCGCGUUCCUGAAAACGCACAUAGCGGCACAUUAGUUACCGUUUCUCAAUCCGAAAAUAAUCGGUCCUCCGAACUCUAAUCUUACAGUGUUAGUAUAUCGAAGUACGGUCAAAAGCCGUGAUGUGAUAUAAAUAUUGCGAAAACUAACAAUGUUAUUGUUUUUAAUACGAUAUCUUAUAUCAUUGCUAAUAUUAUUUGUUUUGUAUUUAUGAACAUUUCUGAAGCUUCUCUCGCGCGUUUGUUCAAAAAUUGUGGCAGUAAGCUUGUUACACGCAAUUAAAAAAUAUACACAUGCAACAGCAGAAAAAGAAAACCGUGUGUUUCUUCUCCGUAUUAAAACAAUGUGCGACGAUAUCUCAAUAAUUGUAUGUCCAUUUAAAAUCUCCGCCACGCUUUAACCGAUAAGAAGAAAAAUCUUGAUUGAGUUACGAGGGCGAGAAAUCUUCCGACACGAACACAAUUAAUGAAACAUCCUCUCAAAACACACACGCCCAGUGCGAAACAAUUCGGCCUUACGGUCCGAUUGUCAUUCAAGAGCACAUCUGCCAAUUAUGUGAGACGUACGUAAGUGUUUAUUGUUACAGUUCUCGAAAUCAUAUGUUCAUUGCUAAUUGAGUUACACAAACAUGCGAUGAUACAGCGGCUUUUUCUUUGUUUGUAUAAUUUCUUUUUAUAAUUAGUAUAUAUAAAAAAAAAAAAACACAGA